UUAUUUAUACAUUCAGGUACAAUGGACAAGAAGGCUAUGUCCCUGCAACAUUUCUGCUGAAAACCGAGUCAGUGAAAGUUGUCAAGAAAAAUAAACACAAUAAAGAGAAAAAUGACAAAGUGAAAAAUGACCGAGUAAGAAUUGAUGUAGUGAAAAAUGAAGAGCCAAUGAAUAACAGGAUGACUAGUGGACCGGAGAUUGUUAAAUCUUUAAUGGAUAUCAGUGAUUUGCUCAAGGACGAUUCGGAGACACCUUCCACUCUAGUUACACAGCCUUCGAUUUCACAGGUUGAGAGUGACGAUGAUAUAUUUGAUGAUGACGACGACGACGAUUACAUCGUGCCACAAGAAGAAGAAAACAUCUACAGCGUUCAGGAACUGAGUAAGAUUCUCCGAGAAGACAAGAAAGGAUGCGCGGAAACUAACAAAGUAUACGAAAGUAUACAGAACAUGAAAUCUCGAUCAUUAAAGAGAUACGGAUCUACCCGGCCUCCUCCGAGACCGUCAAUAAAGCCAAGUCCGCUAGGUUUUAAUACACCAACCACCAAGAAACCUCCACUUGUACAUUCUGAGUCGUUCUGUACAGAUUACGUAACCAUAGCAGCAUUUUCUGAUGUUGUCGGGGACGGUAUCAGCUUCCAGGAAGGACAAAUUGUCAAGGUACUAGAGAAGAAUGAGAACGGUUGGUGGUAUAUAGAGAUAGAUGAGAAGGAAGGCUGGGCACCAGCUGCUUAUAUAGAACGAGCGGAACCAGUUGCUAACAGUGUACUUCCUGUUGUCAACAAGCCCAGGAUGUCUUCACCUUUAGCUGGCAAUCAGAAAAGUUCCUCACCAUCAAGAAGUAGAGAAGAUUUGACAAAUGGAGAUUCAGACGAAAAUAGCAGACGGACAUCCACUGUCGGUGAUUUAGCGAGUGCAAUCAAAAAUAAACUUUCUAAAGGAAAUAAGCAACCACCCACUCCACCAAAGAAAGACUUCCUUACUGAUAAUGAUACUAAGGAAGAAAAGAACAAAAGUGGACAUUUUGAGUCAGGAAAACUACAAAUUCCUGGCGGCUUUCAGUUACCAGGACAACACAUGGGAUUAAAGAAGGUUGCAGAUAGAAGUAGCCAGCCUCCGCCCCCUGCACCACCUGCUAAUAGGAGCAUGCAACCCCCACCCCCUGCUCCUCCUAUUAACCUGAAACCAAACCUCCCAGUGCCACCCGCCAAAGUAAAAGGAGACCUGAAACCCCCAUCAUCACCUGUUAAAACAUCAGAUGACCAUAAACCCUCUCCAUUUGGUGCUGCACUAAAACCAACUCCUCCAAAAAAGAAUGACACAAAAUUAGACAAUAAACCAAAACCGCCUUCAUUGCCCAUGAAACCUCACAAUGAAAAACCCAAGCCUGUAGUACCAAUUAAACAGAAUGACAAUAAGCCUAAAGUUCCUGUGAAAACUUCAGAGCCAUCAAAUGAAAGCGAAAACAGUGUUGCAGGAAUGGAAGUGCUUUAAAAGCAAGUUUGACAGUGUUAGCGUUGCCCCUAAACCUGCUACUAGUAACU
This is a messenger RNA of Ruditapes philippinarum (Manila clam), 1543 nucleotides long. RefSeq names its product SH3 and PX domain-containing protein 2B-like. Bases 168 to 1493 code for a protein of 441 amino acids. The transcript is spliced from 5 exons. The record is from RefSeq and is a predicted model, not a curated record. Gene Ontology annotation, molecular function: protein binding. NCBI's taxonomy places the organism in Eukaryota, Metazoa, Mollusca, Bivalvia, Venerida, Veneridae.